Molecule: messenger RNA, 1107 nt
Organism: Strongyloides ratti
Lineage: Eukaryota; Metazoa; Nematoda; Chromadorea; Rhabditida; Strongyloididae
Product: Zinc finger, MIZ-type domain-containing protein
Exons: 2
Coding region: 1-1107 (368 amino acids)
Biological process (GO): protein sumoylation
Molecular function (GO): SUMO ligase activity
Source: RefSeq, a predicted model, not a curated record
AUGGCUAAAUCUACUAAGCAUCAUCGUAACUCAAAUAGUAAUAAAAUAUUUCAACCUGAAAUUAUUGAAAAAAAAUUGUUUUUUUAUGAGGAAAAAAAAAUUCUUUGUACUUAUGAAGAAGGUUCCAGAAAUAGUUGGUUCACUACAUUUGAUGAAAAAAAUAAAGUUACAUUUUGUGAUCAUGAUUUUAAAUUUUGUGUCAGUUCAGAUAUUUUAAUGUCUCUAACAAAUCCGAACACAAGUAAUUUAUAUGACAUUAUUUUACGAUAUAUUUCUAAUUCAACGAAUGAUGAAUCAUAUUCUGAAAAAUAUCCACUUGAUAUGGAAAUAUUUAUAAAUGAUAGAAAUUAUACUAAAUUACUUCCAAAAUUAGAAGAAAAAAAUAUUCCAGCUGAUUUUGAUAGACGUGUAUCAUAUCCAACCAUAAUUACACCAGCCAUUAUUAAUGGAUAUGAAUCUUCAUCUCAAGAAAAAAAUGAUCUAAUUAGUUCAUGCUUGUUUCGUGUAUUUAUUAGAUACCCUCUAGAAACAGGAAGAAGAUCACAUGUUAACAAUAAACAUUUUUAUUUUAAAAUUGCCUUUUGUUUGAAAAAUUCUCCAAAAGCUAUCAUAAACAAACUUUUGAAACUAUCAAUGUUAGAAACAAAAACAUUUGUUAUGAAUAUUAUUAAAGAAUUUAAACCUUAUGAAGAAAGUAUGGUAAUUCCAUUAUUAUCACCUACAACAAAAAACAACAUUAUACUUCCAUUUAGAGGAAAAUAUUGUGAACAUUUAUUUCCAGAUGAUUUAGAAUGUUACCUAAAUCAAAAUGUGGGUAAUGAAGAAUUUUUAUGUAGAUUUUGUGGAAAUAAAUGUACUCCAGAUGAUAUAUUUAUUGAUGAAUAUUAUUAUGAUAUAUUAGAAAAAAAUCCUAAAAUAACUAAAAUUGAGGUUUUCAAAAGUGGUAAAUAUAACGUUUUGGAGACUAAUGACAGUCAUAUCAAGAAAAAUAAGAAGAAUAACUACAAUUUUAUUAAUAUAGAUGAUGUUAUUUUUAUCAGUGGAAGCAGUAAUGAUGAAAAUGAUAUAAAAAUAUAUGUAAAUAUGUCAAAAUUUUUGUGGUCUUAG